Messenger RNA from Frieseomelitta varia, 2709 nucleotides. It is a transcript of the gene Mlh1, whose product is annotated as DNA mismatch repair protein Mlh1. The transcript has 9 exons. Gene Ontology annotation, biological process: mismatch repair. The coding region runs from base 96 to 2630 and encodes 844 amino acids. Gene Ontology annotation, cellular component: MutLalpha complex. NCBI's taxonomy places the organism in Eukaryota, Metazoa, Arthropoda, Insecta, Hymenoptera, Apidae. Gene Ontology annotation, molecular function: mismatched DNA binding; ATP-dependent DNA damage sensor activity; ATP hydrolysis activity. The record is from RefSeq and is a predicted model, not a curated record.
UUGUUACCUAGAUUACUAUAUAAUACAAUAUGAUUUGGUGCAAUGUUUAGGCUCUAAUUUCUCGAGAUUUCGAUUAAAAUUUGAAGAUAUUAAACAUGAGUGCGCCAGCAAAAAUUAAAAAAUUAGACGAAGUUGUAGUAAAUAGAAUCGCUGCUGGUGAAGUAAUACAAAGACCAGCAAAUGCAUUAAAAGAAUUAAUAGAAAACAGUCUUGAUGCAAAAGCAACUAACAUACAAAUUGUUGCUAAGGAAGGUGGAUUAAAAUUAUUACAGAUUCAAGACAAUGGAACAGGUAUCAGAAAAGAAGAUAUGGAAAUUGUUUGUGAAAGAUUUACAACAAGUAAAUUACAAACAUUUGAAGACCUUCAGGCAAUAACAACUUUUGGAUUUCGUGGUGAAGCUUUAGCAAGUAUUAGUCAUGUAUCACUUUUAACAAUCACAACAAAAACUGCAAAUGAAAAAUGUGCUUAUAAAGCAUCAUAUGUUGAUAGUAAACUAAAAGCACCACCUAAAUCAUGUGCUGGAAAUCAAGGUACUACAAUAUUGAUUGAGAAUUUGUUUUAUAAUGUUGCAACAAGAAGAAAGGCUUUGUCUAAUCCAAGCGAAGAAUUUAACAAAAUUUCAGAUGUAGUUACAAAAUAUGCAAUACAUAAUUCUACUGUAGGAUUCACAUUAAAGAAACAUGGUGAAGUUACACCUCAGGUCCGUACACAACAUAAUUCAACUAAGAUGAAUAAUGUAAGAAUACUUUAUGGUAAUCCUGUAUUUCGUGAAUUAUUGGAAGUGGAACUUAAAGAUGAUACCUAUAAAUUUAAAAUGCAUGCUCUGAUAACAAAUCCAAAUUACACAAACAAGAAGAUGAUAUUUCUUUUGUUCAUUAAUAACAGAUUAGUAGAAUCUUCUUCUAUUCGAAAAAUGUUGGAAGAACUUUAUACGUUUUAUCUUCCAAAAAAGAGCUAUCCAUGGUGUUAUAUAUCUCUAGAAAUUAAUCCACAAAAUGUUGAUGUUAAUGUACAUCCAACAAAACAUGAAGUUAAAUUUCUUCAUGAAAGUUCUAUCAUUGAAAAAAUGAAACUUGCUUUAGAUGAAAAACUCUCUGGCAAUAGUGGUUCUAAAACAUUUUAUGUACAAGCACGAUUACCAAAAGCAGAUAUUACUAAAGAAGUUUUGAAAGAAGUUUUACCAGAAUAUGAAAAAGAUAAAAGUGACAAAAUGAAAAAAAUUCAUCCUCGAGAAAUGAUCAGAACUGAUUCAUCUGAUCAAAAGUUAGACAAAUUUAAUUUUACUAUUCAUACAGCAAUGGAACAUGCUAAAAAUAUUGAUGAUAUUGAUUUUGAAAAUGAAAAAGUUGAAAAUACUAAUAGGAAUGACGAAAAAGACGUAAAUAAAAUACAGUGUUUAACAAAUGUAUCUGACACAGAAAAAAAAGAUAUAUCGAUGCAUAUUAAACCAGCAACAACAGAAAAAUCUAAUACUCCUUGGAGCAAUGUCAUAGAUGAUACAAGUCCAUCUGUGUCAAGCCCCGCAGUAUUUGACGAGCCCAAUUUAAAUUUAUCUAUUCAAAAUAUUAACAAGGAACAGUGUGAAUCCAAUUGUGAGCAAGACAUUUUAGAAAUAAAAAAUGAUAUAAUCAAUAAAAGUGUAGCAGAUGAUUCCGUUUCUAUGAAAGAAAAAUGUAUCGAUGUUAUCGCAGAUAAAGCACGUAAACAAGUGUAUAAAUACUUUGGACAUAAAAGCAAAUUAGAAGGAAAAAAUACAGAUAAAGAUAAUAUAGAUAAUGAAGAAAAAAAUGUAUUUGAAAAACCCAAUGAAUCGGGAAUUGUUACUGAAGAAAUACCAAAAGAAACUAGUGAAAGUAAAAAUUCGUAUGAAUUCAAAUCCUACUCAAUAAACAAUUUUAGACGAGAAGUCAAACUGACGAGUGUCUUAAAAUUACGUAUAGAAGUAGAAAACGCAUGUCACGACGGUUUAAAACAUAUUUUAUCAGAAUUAAGUUUCGUUGGUUGUAUAGAUCAAUCUUCAGCUUUAAUUCAAAGUGGAGUUAAUUUGUACCUUUGCAAUACACAAAAAUUAGCAGAGGAACUGUUUUAUGAAAUUAUGCUUUAUGAUUUUGCAAAUUAUGGAGUCAUCAAAUUUUCGGAAGCACUUCCUUUAUAUGAUAUAGCUAUGUUAGGAUUAGAUACUGAAGAAGCUGGAUGGACAGAGGAAGAUGGACCAAAAGAGGAAUUAGCCACAAAUGUUAAAGAAUUGUUAUUAGAGAAAGCAGACAUGUUGAAAGAAUAUUUUUCUAUUGUUAUAGAUAAAAAGGGAAAUUUAAAAUCUUUACCAGUAUUAUUAGAAAAAUAUUUUCCAUCUGUAAGUGGUCUUCCUCUUUACAUAUUACGUUUAGCUACCGAAGUAGAGUGGUCAUCAGAGCAACCAUGCUUUCGAACUGUUUGUAAAGAAACAGCAAAAUAUUACAGUCAAAUGAGUCCUACACACGAUACUCAUGACUGGAAAUACAUUACAGAACAUGUUUUGUAUGCUGCAAUUAAGGAGAGUUUCCUGCCUCCUAAACAUUUUGCACAUGAUUCAACAAUAUUACAAAUAGCCAAUUUGCCUGACUUGUAUAAAGUUUUUGAAAGAUGUUAGAUAUUUACGAUAAAAUUGAUGUAUUAUAGAAAGUAAAUAUUAUUUGUUUAAUAGUAAGUUAUUUAUAUUAUAAUAAAAA